Messenger RNA from Homarus americanus (American lobster), 2196 nucleotides. RefSeq names its product glutamate [NMDA] receptor subunit 1-like. The coding region runs from base 459 to 1742 and encodes 427 amino acids. Gene Ontology annotation, molecular function: glutamate-gated receptor activity. Lineage: Eukaryota; Metazoa; Arthropoda; Malacostraca; Decapoda; Nephropidae. Gene Ontology annotation, cellular component: membrane. The transcript has 11 exons. The record is from RefSeq and is a predicted model, not a curated record.
CCGUGGACUCAGAGGGAAGUGCACGUCCUAACCUCUGCUGCUCUGUUAAGUACAAACCCUAUAAGAGAAGGAAGUUGCAUUGGCUAUCUCUCUGCUACGUCAAUCUCUAUAGGGAGCCUCAGAACCUAUGUCAGUUUAUAGGGAGACUCAGAACCGAGGUCAGUCUAUAGGGAGCCUCAGAACCUACGCCAGUCUCUAUAGGGAGCCCCAGAACCUACGCCAGUCUCUAUAGGGAGCCUCAGAACCUACGUCAGUCUAUAGGGAGCCUCAGAACCUACGUCAGUCUAUAGGGAGCCUCAGAACCUCCGCCAGUCUCUAUAGGGAGCCUCAGAACCUACGUUAGUCUCGAAGGGGCGUCACAUAGGCUACCACAGACAACUACAGGGACUCACAUAGACCUCACCGAGACUUGGGAGACUGAAGAAGCGUCACCUGUAAGUCUUCACGUCAGCUACAGGAUGUCAAGGGAUGGAAAAUGUCUCAAGAUUGCAGCAAAUUUUAACCCACCAUUUAUGACAGUAGCAGGUAGGACAACUCCCUAUCAGGUGGGCGGCUUCCUGGUGGAGGUCUUCGAUAUUUUAGCCAGAUACCUGAACACCUGUUACCAGUUCGUGGUGCCCCCCGACGGGUUGUUUGGACAUCGCCUCCCCAAUGGCACGCUGACCGGGUCUCUUGGCCUCAUCAACCGCUCAGAGGCUGACCUGACCUCGGCAUUGACCUUGACCUGGGAGAGGACUUACUACACGGAUUUCUCUGAGCCUCUCUUUAUGGAUGACUUUGUGGUGACCUACAAGAGGCCAGUGCUUGAGGCCGACCUUCAGGGCUUCAUCAAACCCUUCACGCCUCUGCUCUGGGUGUUGGUGCUGGUUAGUGUGGUGGUCACCUUCGCCUUCACCUGGGGAGUCUUCAAAGCCAGUCACCUCCUCCACUACACCAGAGUUGAAGGUGAAGGAACUGGAGUAACGGAGGAGAGGAAAGGUGGAGACUUAAUCUACACAGCUGAGAAGUCCAUCCUGUGGACCUACUCACUCCUGGUUGGCCAGUCCGUACCUUGGGAACCCCAGAGGGCGUGGGUGCGGGUGUUGCCGGGUUUUUGGCUGCUGACGACACUCAUCCUGGGGUCGGUGUAUCGCUCCAACCUGAAGGCCAUGUUGAUCAUGCCCAAGGUGCGCCUCCCCUUCAACACCAUCCAAGAGCUGGAAGCCACGGGUAUCUCUCUCUGCGUGCCGGAGGGUAACGCUGUCCACCAGGCCAUCAUGGAGGCAGAUGUCACCUCCAAGUUGGGGUCCCUCAAAAAACAGCUGAUUGUGCCGGUGGACAUGGUAAAGGCCGCCAAAGAUUCGAAGGAAGGAGACUUUGCCUGCUCCACACCUCUGUUCAUCGUUAUGUUCUACCUCAACCUGUAUAAACUCACGGAUGGUGAGUGUAUACUGUACAUCAUGUCUGAGAGGAUCCUGGGGGCCAGAUCAAUGGUCUUUAUGAUGCCUAAAGGAUCACCCCUGAAGACACGAGUGGACAGAGUCAUCCGCGGAUUAAAAGAAAUGGGCAUCUUGGAACACCUGGUGAUGCGGUCCAUGCCUCACGCCGCCUUCUGCAUGAAGCCAGUGACGGCCACCGUUGACACCCAGGAGCUGAGAGCCCUCGAGGUGACUGACUUCUACGGCGUCUUCGCCAUCUACGCCGGCGGUGUCAUGUUGGCCGCCCUCACUUUCUUCCUGGAGCUGAUCAUUGGUCAACCAUGAGGAGGAGGACGAGUGGAGAUAUGAUGAUGAUGAAGAAGAGAAAGGGUGUGUGGUGGGUGCAGUUGAUACAUUCAUAACUGGUUGUUCGAGACAGUUUUUUUUACUUUGGUUCAGUCAUUGGUUUAGACAGUUUUUUCUUUUAUUAAUUGAUUACGUUGUGCUGCCAAUUAAGUUAUAGAGUAUAUGGGAGUUGAGAGUAGUAAUGUGUGUAUUUAUUUAGUGAUAUAUUAUUUAGCCAAAAGUUUAGACAACUAUCGUGAUAAACUUUUUUUGAGAGUGAGAAUUGUGAACUCUUGGAAUAAUCUGUCGGAGAGUGUUGAGACGUCACCUAGUGUGAGAGUAUUCAAAACCAAAUUUGACACACUGACGGAGGUGCAGAUACAAACAAACCGAUCAGUGACAGAGAGGAGAAAGUAGUGGGGAUAAUGGUAGUGGUAGCUGGGGCAGAUCCAGG